This is a messenger RNA of Brassica rapa (field mustard), 1899 nucleotides long. Its product is annotated as dicarboxylate transporter 2.1, chloroplastic. Lineage: Eukaryota; Viridiplantae; Streptophyta; Magnoliopsida; Brassicales; Brassicaceae. Gene Ontology annotation, cellular component: membrane. Gene Ontology annotation, biological process: transmembrane transport. Gene Ontology annotation, molecular function: transmembrane transporter activity. The record is from RefSeq and is a predicted model, not a curated record.
UAACUGUCUUCUUCACAGCCACUCAUCAUCAUCAUUGCUCACUCCGGCAAGAGAGGAAGCGACUGACAUAAACUAAAACACUUUCGCACGUCUCUCUCUCUCUCUCUAAUCGCCGGCGAUGGAGAGCUUCGCACUCCACUCCCUCUCCACCACCGCCACUUCCGCUUCAUUCUCCCACCAUCCCUCACGCCAAUCUCUCCUCCGCCGUAUCUCAUCGAGAUCUCCGCCUUCAUCCAUCUCUCUCCGAUCUCACUCCGUCAAACCUCUCGCCUUCCCUCUCCUCAAACCAAUCCACCGCUUCUCCACACGCAUCGCCGCCGCGCCACGCGACGACUCUCCUCCCCCUCCUCCGUCUCCUCAACCGCCGCAAGGAGCGAAGCUAGUUCCUCUCAUCCUCUCCCUCUCCGUCGGUCUAAUCCUCCGAUUCGCCGUCUCAGUCCCGGAAGGAGUCACCCCGCAAGGCUGGCAACUCCUCUCGAUCUUCCUCUCUACAAUCGCUGGCCUCGUCCUCAGCCCUCUCCCCGUCGGAGCUUGGGCCUUCAUCGGCCUAACGGCUUCGAUCGUGACCAAAACGCUUUCCUUCUCAGCAGCUUUCUCGGCAUUCACGAGCGAGGUUAUCUGGCUCAUCGUCAUCUCCUUCUUCUUCGCUCGUGGAUUCGUCAAGACGGGGCUCGGUGAUAGAAUCGCUACUUACUUUGUGAAGUGGCUUGGGAAGAGCACUUUAGGCCUUUCUUAUGGGCUUACGCUUAGUGAGGCCUUGAUUGCUCCUGCUAUGCCUAGCACCACGGCUAGAGCCGGUGGCAUUUUCUUGCCGAUCAUCAAGUCUUUGUCUCUCUCUGCUGGAAGUAAACCGGGAGAUCCUUCUUCGAGGAAACUAGGGUCGUAUCUGAUCCAAUCUCAGUUCCAGUGUGCUGGAAACUCUAGUGCUCUUUUCUUAACUGCCGCAGCUCAGAAUUUGCUGUGUCUCAAGUUAGCGGAAGAGCUUGGAGUAGUGAUUGCAAACCCGUGGGUUUCUUGGUUUAAGGCUGCGAGUCUACCUGCAAUCAUAUCACUUCUUUGUACUCCACUUAUCCUUUAUAAGCUUUAUCCUCCAGAGACCAAGGACACACCGGAUGCUCCUGGUAUUGCUGCAUUGAAACUCAAGCAGAUGGGUCCUGUUACUAAAAACGAAUGGAUCAUGGUCGGUACAAUGGUUCUUGCUGUCACUCUUUGGAUCUGCGGAGAGACUCUGGGAAUACCAAGUGUUGUAGCUGCAAUGAUCGGUCUCUCCAUACUUCUUCUCCUUGGUGUACUCAACUGGGACGAUUGCCUUAGCGAAAAAUCAGCAUGGGACACAUUAGCUUGGUUUGCUGUCUUGGUGGGCAUGGCAGGACAGCUCACAAACCUCGGUGUUGUGUCAUGGAUGUCUGAUUGUGUAGCCAAAGCUCUCCAAUCUCUAUCCUUGAGCUGGCCUGCUGCCUUUGGUCUUCUCCAAGCAGCUUACUUCUUCAUCCACUACCUUUUCGCGAGCCAGACAGGUCAUGUUGGAGCUCUCUUCUCGGCUUUCUUAGCUAUGAAUAUAGCAGCAGGUGUUCCAGGCAUAUUAGCUGCACUUGCUUUAGCGUACAACACCAAUCUUUUUGGUGCUUUGACUCAUUACAGUAGCGGUCAAGCGGCUGUCUACUAUGGAGCGGGUUAUGUUGAUCUACCUGAUGUAUUCAAGAUUGGAUUCGUGAUGGCAACCAUUAAUGCGAUCAUCUGGGGAGUAGUUGGAACUUUCUGGUGGAAGUUUUUGGGUCUCUAUUGAUAACAAUUAUUGAAAUCAGCAAGAAGCUGCUUGUAACGACGGUACAAACUCUUGUUCAUCAUUUGGUUUCGAGGGUUAUUUUUUCCUCAUGAAAAACACGUUAACCCUUGUCA